Molecule: messenger RNA, 1752 nt
Organism: Xiphias gladius (swordfish)
Lineage: Eukaryota; Metazoa; Chordata; Actinopteri; Istiophoriformes; Xiphiidae
Gene: lrrtm2
Product: leucine rich repeat transmembrane neuronal 2
Exons: 3
Coding region: 1-1752 (583 amino acids)
Molecular function (GO): protein binding
Source: RefSeq, a predicted model, not a curated record
AUGCAGAACAACGCCAAGCUAGCAGACAAGGGCUUUGCUCACAGCUCUGCAGAGGCUAUGCUGAGACUGAGUCGGCGUCGGAAGCAGGAUCUCUGGCUGCCAUCAACAAGUUUCCAUUCAAGGUGGCCAUUGGUGGGACCUGCACCAGCGGCUCUGUGUCUGUGUGUGAUCAGCAUGCUCCUAGUGUGCCUGAUGCCUCAUGCAUCGUGCACAACCUGCCCUCAAAAAUGCCGCUGUGAGGACCUACAGUUCUACUGCGACACCCAGGGGCUUCAGGCACCCCCAGAUGGUGUGGACAAGGGGGCCCUGGGGUUGUCGCUACGCCACAAUAGCAUCACUGAGCUCAGACCUGAUCAAUUCUAUGGAUUCAGCCAGCUCACCUGGCUACAUCUAGACCACAACCAGAUUACCACAGUACAAGAGGAUGCCUUUCAAGGGCUCUACAAGCUGAAGGACCUCAAUCUGAGCUCCAAUCGUAUCACCAAGUUGCCCAACACAACCUUCAUCCACCUCAUCAACCUUCAGAUACUGGACCUGUCCUUCAAUCAGAUGACUGCAUUGGAACCAGAACUGUUUCAUGGACUGAGGAAACUCCAGAUACUCCACCUUCGCUCCAAUUUACUUCGCACCACACCUGUUCGGGCAUUCUGGGACUGCCGCAGCCUGGAAUAUCUGGGCCUGAGCAGCAACCGCCUACGGAGUCUGGCCCGGAAUGGAUUUGCUGGGCUCAUUAAGCUUAAAGAGCUCCACCUGGAGCACAAUCAGCUGACCAAGAUAAACUUGGCCCAUUUCCCUCGCCUUGUUGCCCUGCAGUUUCUAUAUCUGCAAUGGAACAAGAUAAGCAACCUAACAUGUGGCAUGGAGUGGACCUGGACCACUUUAGAGAAGCUGGACCUCACAGGAAAUGAAAUUCGUGUCCUGACACCUGACGUGUUUCAAACGUUGCCAAAUUUAAAGAUUUUGCUGCUGGAUAACAACAAACUAAGCAGUCUUGAUCCCCAAGUCAUGGAUAUGUGGCAGUCUCUGGGCACCAUUGGGCUGUCUAGCAACCUUUGGGAAUGUACCAGAAGGAUUUGCUCUCUGGCCACUUGGCUAAGCACCUUUAAGGGAAGGUGGGAACAUUCCAUUCUCUGCCAUAGUCCUGAAUAUGCCCAAGGUGAGGAGAUACUUGAUGCCGUUUAUGGAUUCCAGCUUUGCCAGAAUUUUUCAGCGCCAGUUGUUCAGACCAUUAGUACAACCACAGACGCUACUACAGCUGCAGAGAUCACAAGCUCCUUGUUUGGAAUUAUGCAGCCGACUCCAACGCUGGACUAUACAGAGGAUUUUGGGAGCUUUACCACAGUCACUAUCACAACAACCACAACACAAACACCACGCACUGCUGAAGUAACUACUGCUACACUGGAAGAGGCAGCUGUAACGGAUGACUUCUCGGCAAUGGACAACACUGUUAUGACUCAUAGGGUUAUUAUUGGAACUAUGGCCCUUCUAUUUUCAUUCUUUUUCAUCAUUUUUGUUGUGUAUAUCUCACGGAAGUGCUGCCCUCCCACCCUGCGACGGAUACGCCACUGUUCGGCUAUACAGAACCGCAGACAGAUGAGGACCCAGCAGCGACAGCCUAUGGCAGAUCUAGCUACACAGGUACCCUAUAAUGAGUAUGAGCCCAGCCAUGAAGAAGGAGCACUCGUAAUCAUCAACGGCUAUGGGCAGUGCAAGUGUCAGCAACUGCCUUACAAAGAGUGUGAAGUAUGA